AUGAAUAAAGACAUUGGAUAUGUUGGGAAAUGUAGUUUUUGGAAUUGUAAAAGUUUAAUAAAUAUCAGAAGUUCAGGGAAAAUACAUAUUUAUCAAAGCAUUCCAUAUUGGGUUUGGAUGAUAUUAAAAGAAGAAAAUAACGAAGUUGAAGAAAUUGAAUAUACAAUUGAAGAUAGAGAAAAGUAUGGAUAUGAAAUACCAACAGAAGUCAAACGAAUAGGAAAUGGAUGUUUUGAAGGAAGUCAAAUUAAAGAAAUUACUAUUCCUUCAAAUGUAAGAGAUAUUGGAAAUGAUUGUUUUGGUUAUUGUACAAAUUUAACAAAGAUUGAAAUACAUGAAGGAAUUAAAGAAAUUCCAAAAGGAUUUAUGAAAUAUUGUGGACAAAUACAAAGAAUUGAACUUCCACAAAGUAUAACUAAAAUAAACACAGAAAGUUUUAAAGAAUGUAUAAAAUUAAAAGAAAUUAACAUUAAUCCAAAUACAAUAAUAAUUGAAAAAGGAGCAUUUGAAAAUUGUCCAAAUAUUAAUUAUGAAUAA
Messenger RNA from Entamoeba dispar SAW760, 537 nucleotides. RefSeq lists its product as uncharacterized. The record is from RefSeq and is a predicted model, not a curated record. Bases 1 to 537 code for a protein of 178 amino acids. The transcript has a single exon. Lineage: Eukaryota; Evosea; Mastigamoebida; Endamoebidae.